This is a messenger RNA of Lytechinus variegatus (green sea urchin), 1446 nucleotides long. RefSeq names its product ATP synthase F(0) complex subunit B1, mitochondrial-like (gene atp5pb). Lineage: Eukaryota; Metazoa; Echinodermata; Echinoidea; Temnopleuroida; Toxopneustidae. Gene Ontology annotation, molecular function: proton transmembrane transporter activity. The coding region runs from base 84 to 833 and encodes 249 amino acids. The record is from RefSeq and is a predicted model, not a curated record. Gene Ontology annotation, biological process: proton motive force-driven ATP synthesis. The transcript is spliced from 8 exons.
AUGUGUGAAAAAAGAAUAAGCGUGAGCAGCCAUCUUUCUUGCUGUUGAAUUUGGAAGGAAGGGGUCGCGGGAUUCUCUCCAAAAUGCUGUCCCGUCUUGCUCUAAGAAAUGGUUCUGCCAUUGCAGCAAUUGCAUUAAGAUCAUCGGCACCAUGUGUUUCAGCAGCCCCACAGAAGCUGUUACUCUCAACGUCUGUCCCUCAGCGUAUGCCUAAUAAGAUGCCUGAGGAAGGAGGCAAGGUCCGCUUUGGUUUCAUCCCAGAAGAAUGGUUCCAGUUCAUGUACAAGAAGACCGGUGUCACAGGACCAUACGUAUUUGGAACUGGUAUGAUUCUGUUCCUGUUGAACAAAGAGAUCUAUGUUCUUGGACCUGAGACCGUCCAUGCUGCAGUGGCGCUCUCUAUGUUUGUUUACGGUAUCAAGAGAUUUGGACCAGGUAUUGCAGCAUGGGCUGACAAGAAGAGAGAGGAGAAGCUAGAACAAGCAUAUGAAGGACGUAAUGCUAACAUUGAAGCAUACAAGGAUGCCAUUGACCAUGAAAAGACUGAACAAUGGCGACUUGAUGGAAGAAAACAGCUCUUUGAUGCUAGGAGGGAGAAUGUAGCUAUGAGGAUGGAGAUUGAAUACAGGGAAAGACUUCAACAAGUUUCAGAGGCAGUUCAGAAGAAAUUGGAUUACCAUGUAGAGCUAGAGAAUACAAAGAGACGUCUAGAACAGCAGCACAUGGUGAGAUGGAUUGAACAGAAUGUAGUCAAGAGUAUUACACCACAACAGGAGAAGGACAUCAUGAAUACCUGUAUUUCAAACCUCAAGAACCUCGGUGCAUCAGCAUGAGAAAGUUUUCUUGAAAUGUAUAAAAUAAUCCCCUCCUCCUUAGUCUUCAAAAUAUCUGUGCAGAGUAUUGAAGUGCGUAAUACAAUGUAUUUGAUCUCCUAAAUGAAUUCAGGAAGUAUUGACCACCAUUGACUGAAGAUGUCUCUUGAAGUUUACCUCAAUGCAUUUAGGAGAUUCAACCAGGUUUCGACCUUGAAAUAGCUUGAAUAAUAUAUUAAAAUAUUUGUUCAGAUGCUCAUCUCACUUUGCUUCCAUAAUCCCUCAAUUUCCUCCCACAUUUGACACAGGAAUGGAUGAAAGAAAAGUUUAUCACACAAUGUAACUUCAUCUUCCCCUUUAUCUCAGUAAUAUCAGAUCUGGGGCUUAUUUUUUUUAAUAAUUACCCCCUCCAUCCCCCAAAAGAAUACAUGAAUUCAAUUCAAUUUGACAGAAACAGGUUUGAUAAGGGAGCUGGUAUUUUAUGUGUAUUGCCGAGUUUUAUAUUGCCUGUAUAAAGACAUUGGAUCGCAUUGGUUCAUGGCUGUGACAUUUAUUACUCUGCAAGUUUGGAAUUAUUAUAUGAAAUUCUGUUACAGAAUAUAGAAUAAAUGAACAUAUAGUUGUUUGAACGAUA